Molecule: messenger RNA, 2339 nt
Organism: Bolinopsis microptera
Lineage: Eukaryota; Metazoa; Ctenophora; Tentaculata; Lobata; Bolinopsidae
Product: surfeit locus protein 1-like
Exons: 5
Coding region: 93-962 (289 amino acids)
Biological process (GO): mitochondrial respiratory chain complex IV assembly
Cellular component (GO): mitochondrion; membrane
Source: RefSeq, a predicted model, not a curated record
UUGUUUCCAAAUAUUCGGCGUUCAUUGCACAUAUCUUCACGUUUGCAAUACUAGCUCCCACAUACCGAGUCUAACACCACAAAUCCACAGAUAUGAUAUGUACAAGAUGCAGAACAGUGCUCCUCUCGAAUCUCCGCACCAUCAGAAACCAGGGCAAUAGUUACCAUAACAACAGACUCUGGAGCCCACAUUCCAGGUUAAAAUUCCGGCUUCAUUCCACACUGCCAGUGAAGAGUAAGCCGGUAUUUCAAAGACCAGAGGUGAAGAGAGAAUGGAGAAUACAUCCAAUGAUGAGCAUACCUGUCGUCUGCUUAUUCUUAGGGUGGUGGCAGAUAAACCGGCGAAAGGCGAAGCUGCAGCUAAUAGCAGACAUAGAGUCCCGGUACCUGUUGGAACCAGUUCCUUUUGUGAGUGGAGAGGAGUAUCUGGAGUAUACCCCCGUUAGAUUCACAGGUGAAUACGAUUACUCUAAAGAGUUCUAUCUGGGACCCCGGCACGAGAUAGUGGGUCACCGAGACAAAGGAGAGCCUGGUGGGUAUCACUCUAUAGUACCACUAACUCUAGAGACAGGAGAGAGAAUAUUAGUGGACAGGGGAUUCAUCUCUAAACGGACUAAGUCACCAAUAGGUCAGAUAGCAGGCAAAGUAACCCAAGUUGGCUAUAUCCGUCUCCCUGAGGGAGCAGUGAUGCCGGCCCUAGCCCCUGCCUCGGGGUCAACCCAAACCUACAUCUGGAGAGACUCCGGGAUGAUGGCUCAGAUUGCAGAGACUCUACCUGUUACUGUGGAGCUGAUGUCAGAAUAUUCUGUAGAGGGCGGUCCGUUGGCGGGACAGACUCGGUUAUCAGUGUACAACAAGCACCUGGAAUAUGUGAUAACGUGGUGGGGCAUGGGUAUUGCUUCUCUUUUCUACAUUUUCCAGUUUCGGCGGAGACCCAAGGCUAUUCCUGGUGUUUUCAAGUGAUAAAGGUUUCACAGGUUAUAUCUAGUCUAAUUUUGUCGUUGUUAACGCUGCAACAGUUGGUGUGUAUUUUCCCUGUUGAAGGUUUGAACCAAAAGUGAAUGACAUUAGCAUUCCUUCGUAAUCAUCAUCUAAUUUCUAAUAAUAGAAUUUCGGUAGUAAGUUUGUCAUUCUAGUACUAAGUUUAUUUAUUAACUUAAUUAAGUUACUCAUUUUGUUAACGCCGUGACUGAUCAUUUCCGUGACCUGGUUUCUCAAAAUUAAUGAUCUCCGGUGGCCGGUGUUGUGAAGAACUCCAAACCUGACUAAUCAUAUUAUUAGAUUUCAAGGUUUGGUAAACAAAUCAUACUAUCCUUCAUUUGCCACUGAUAUAUUAUAUUAUAGUGAUAAUUAUGUUGUAAAUAUGUUAACGUAAUAUAAUACGCAUUCCUAAUUAACACCGUCUCACCUUUACUUGUUCGAUUAAUUGAUGCCCAUUGCCCAACCCUCAAUAGUUCAAAUACUUUCCCUUACUCCAAAUAUUCACAUGCUCUAGAUAUUCCUGUACUUUGUUGUACUUUACUGCCCGCUUGUUUUCCACUAAAUCGGUGAGAUGUAAGAAUGUUUGUUGCUUAGCUCGACUAACUUAUUACUAACAAUCUACCUGAAAAAGCUACCUUAUAUCCCUGAAAUAUCCCUGAAAAUACCCCAACCCCGACCCCCUAGGCCCCCAAUACCUCCGGCUUGUGCAGGAUAACGGUGUAGGAUAACGGCUCACCUCAGAUCCCUACCCUACACUCCCCCUACACAAUGACGAAGCCAUUGUAAUAAACCUAAUCCUACCACAACUAGAAGAGUGUAUCUAAUCUGCAAAUCUGUGACGUAACACAGCGGCCCACUCUAUUGCCCAGGUGCUGUUUGCAGUAGUAAUAGUGUACUCCCCCUCGAGUCACUAACUAACAAGUCGUCACAUACUCGCUCUGGUGGUGGCAUGACUACCGUGUCUUGUAUCAAUUAGCUGACAUUUGAGCUUCUUCCCGCUGUUUGUGAGAACGCGAUUUUGUAGUUGAUUGUAUUCGCUUUUUGGGGAUCUGGGCAGCAUGGAUUCAUGACGUGCUCUUAGUUUUGUAAUUUAUUCGGGGGGGGGAUCAUGUUUUUUGUCUGUUUUUGUCCGUUCUGUACCCCAUAUUUUCAAAACGGACAAAAAAUAGAGCGGACAAAAACGGACAAAAAAAUAACAUGACCCCCCCCCCCCCCCCCCCUUUAUUGUCUAGUUUAUUCGGUGAAAUUUUUACAGUUUGUCUGGUUUAUGAUUUAUCAUGAUAAUGCUACAUUUUUUGUAUGUGACCCUUUUUAAUUUGUCAAAAUAUAGUAUUUGAAGCAAAGCAUUUUUAAGUUUUU